AUGGACAUUGACUUGUCCCAAGUUGAACAUUGGAUCUAUGGUGCAGAAGGAAAUGAAACAAUAGUCUUGAGAUACAUUGGUGACAAUCCACGUUUUAAUGGAUACGUCUUGCGCCUGAAGAAGCAAAGUCCUUUACCAAAGGAUCAAGGUCCAUCGCCCCAAUUUUCACUGGACUUUUCCAAUCAAGUCAUUACGCCAUUGAUAGGGCCCGAAUACAUGGUGCCAUUGUGCAUUGUAGGCGUGUCAAAGGACUUCCUUCAAGCCAUCUCGAGCAAGAUUGAAAUGCAUAGACCUGAACGUCGAAGAUCGCGCCAACUUGACUAUACUCAACGAUGGGGGUUCCUCGCGCCUGAUCUUACCUAUCAAUAUCCAUGGGCAGUCGAGCUCAAGCCUAAAUGGGGUUUCAAGCCUGCAUCAUGCAAGAUUCAUCCCAAGCAUCGACACAUCAAGAAACGCACUUGUCGCUUUUGCAUGCAUAGUUGUCUCAAGCAUGGUCGCACCGAUCUUGAGUAUUGUCCAAUGGAUCUUUAUUCACGCAAUCCUAUACGUGUUCAGCGAGCAUUGAAAGCAUUACGUCGCGAGAAACAUCUUCACAAGAACUAUCAGGCCCAUGGAGAAUAUCAGCAUGAGCUAGAAGACGACAGCGUUACACCUUGGGUGGAUGAACUUUUACAAUUGGUCUUGUGUCAUGAUCCCAUACUGACACGGUUGCAUCAAUUACAACGACGACUGGAUCAUAUGGACAUUGAGCAUAUAUGGAAUGUCUACACAUCCGUGUAUGAUGGUCAACCGUUGCCAGGUGUUUUUGAUAUCGAUACAUGGAAACGAGUGGUGGAGCGCUUCAAAGCACGAUCAUCAUCAUCAUCAUCACAUGAUACCGAGUAUGAGGGCGACUACCAGCAGCAUCUAUAUGAAUUCGUAUUGUCAAUGAUAUUCAAGGACUGCUCAAUAUUUAUAUCCAUUGCCGAGGUUCAGGACACCAAUGCCAGGAAUACGCAUCCACUACUACGACGUCCUCAAUUCAUUCGUUUGAGCAAUGGGAAUACGUAUCAGUACAACAUCAACCUUGUGGACGUGGAUCUGAAGAUGAUGGCCAAAAUUCCCUAUUGGUACGAGUUGGAUCAGCGUAUCGUGUCCCACACCAUCAGCAUGGAUUACGUCAAGCAUUGCGAAGAAGUCGUAUGGGAGAGUGAAGAUGAACGAUGA
Messenger RNA from Lichtheimia ornata, 1206 nucleotides. RefSeq lists its product as uncharacterized. Gene Ontology annotation, molecular function: inositol-1,3,4,5,6-pentakisphosphate 2-kinase activity; ATP binding. Gene Ontology annotation, biological process: inositol phosphate biosynthetic process. NCBI's taxonomy places the organism in Eukaryota, Fungi, Mucoromycota, Mucoromycetes, Mucorales, Lichtheimiaceae. The coding region runs from base 1 to 1206 and encodes 401 amino acids. The record is from RefSeq and is a predicted model, not a curated record. The transcript is spliced from 5 exons. Gene Ontology annotation, cellular component: nucleus.